This is a messenger RNA of Drosophila bipectinata, 4691 nucleotides long. RefSeq names its product terminal nucleotidyltransferase 5C. Gene Ontology annotation, molecular function: poly(A) RNA polymerase activity; RNA binding. Gene Ontology annotation, biological process: mRNA stabilization. The record is from RefSeq and is a predicted model, not a curated record. Lineage: Eukaryota; Metazoa; Arthropoda; Insecta; Diptera; Drosophilidae.
GCGACUCGCAGUUGCUCAGCGACUCGACACUCAAGUAGACCAGGGUAUAGCUAGUGCCAGCCAAGAGCAACCGUUAGACAUACAGUAAAAUAGCCAUAACCGCAACGACCUAUCCACUUCCCACUGUUUAUUGUGCUAUAAACCAGGUGCAAGUGCAACAUUUAACAACUACAAUAUCGCGCCCUUGCCACCGACUCCCACCUCCCCACCCCCUCUAUAAACUAAUAAAACGAUCGCAACAUUCUCGAAGCUUUUUCGGCAAGCUUAUUACAUAUAACCUACCAAAAUCAAAAAACGCGUGGUUCGCAAAGAAACGAAAAGAAAUACAUAAAACGCCACAGCAAAAGCGGAAAAAAGUGAAAUUGAAAUUCGAAUUCAAAGUCAAAUAUUAAAAAUCUUAAGUUGUAGAAGAGUUACGAACAGUGAUCGCGGCUUUAUCGGUGUGAGUGAACGAUCUUAUACGUGUGUGAGUGAGAUAGAGCAAGUGCAAGUGCAACCGGUAACGGGAUAUUUGAAAGAAGAAACUGAAAGGACAGGACAAAGACCCUCAAAGCAGUUAGGGCUAUAAUUGUCAGUAGAAUUCGUUGAAACUCAGCCUACACUCGGCUCGGUUUGGCUUCACGUUUCGGGAGUAUUAUUCCAAAAUCAAAACCAAAUACCCGAACCAAUCGCCGCCAUCCUGGCACGCCGUUCGCUGUUAGUGUGAGGCGUAAUCGGUUCGCCGGAACGGUUAACUCAUCCAACACCCCUGCUGCCCGUCGUCGAUAGCAUUUGACCAACAACCCACCCACCCAUCCACCCAUCUACCCUGCUACCGAUAGCCGAUAGUCCGCCACGUCGAUAGCCCGUUACCUCGGUUCGAUUCGCACUGAGAGGAACUUGCACCCUGCAACCGGUGCUGCUGAUACGGAUACGGAUACGCAAUAUUUCUUCAAACUGCCCCGACGGUCAAGUACGUGUGCAGCAAAGAGCGUGAACCUUGGAUAAUGAGCGCCUAGGCACGAGCUGUCCGAAUUACUCAGGGGUAGAAAGCAGCAGACAAGCAGCGACAAACAACAACAACAACAACAAAGUCGAAAAUAACAAAUAACAGCAUUUUUUUGCUAAAAGAAGACGACGCAGUUGAAAAAGUGUUAGCAAGUGAAGAAGAACAAGAUCAACAGAAAAAGAGAGCAGAAACAACUUUAAUGAAUUUCGUGAUUAAAAACAUUUCAAAGGUACAACAAAAGCUCAUUUAAUAUAAAAAUAAAAAAGAACGCAACACCAAGAGUGAGUGAAAUACAAAAAAAAAAAAAAAUAAUUUAAAAUCGUGGCACAAACUAAAAACACAACAAAAAGCUCCCCCGUCAACGAAAACGAGAGCGAAUGUGCGACUGUGAGUGCGAGUGCGAGUGAAAUAGCAAAAGCGUGAAAAGAGCGAGCGAGAGACAACAACAAAAACCGAAGUAAAAAUCAAAAGCCAAGCCAAUUGCGCACGGAACGUAGAACGGAGAAAACUAACGGAACUCGAGCGAGCUAACAGCACGGAUAACGGUAAAACGAUACAACGAUCGAAACGGUUAACGGUUACAAUAAGAACAAGCCCCACAGAUAGAGAAAGGAAGAUGGUAAACAAGGCCAACGGCAAGGCGCUGGGGCAGAAGGCGGACAAGGACAAGGAGAGGCAAAAAGAGCGCGAGGCAAUGUUGCCGGCGGCGGGCAACAACAACAGCAACAACAACAAUAACAGUAACAACAACAACAGCAGCAACAUCACGCAAAUGACACAGAGCAAUAAAGGGGGCAAUAAGGGUAACAACAACAAUAAUAACAACAACAACAGUGCCAAUAAUAAUAAUAACAACAACAACAAUGGCAACAAGGCCAAAACAAACAGUAAUAAGAAGAAUGGAGGUAAAGGACAACAAAAUCAGCAGCAGCAGCAGCAACAACAACAGCAGCGCAGCAGCAAGAAAGCCAAGCCCCAAAGGCAACAGAUAUUCCUGCAAUCCUUGCCACGCGACACCAGCAAUUACAGGAAUCACAACAACAACAACAACAGUAGCAGUAGAAAUAGUAGCAACAUAAUAAAUAUAAGCUACAGUGGCAACACAGCAACAGACACACCGGCACCCUCGGAGAGCUUAGUGGCCACCAGCAGCAAGGUCAAUUCCGGUGAGUUGUUAACCGCCGCCUUGACUGUGCCGUGUGCCAAAUGCUCCAAGCCAGCGAUGAUCUCCAGCUUGACAACCACCGUAGCCGCAGCCUCCACCUCGUCCGCUUCCUCAUCGGCCUCCUCGGCCAGCUCUGCCUUAUCGACCAGUUCCGGAUCGGAGACGGCCAGCAAUCACAGCGAGCUCAGCUAUCCGGAGCCGGUUGUAUAUUCCGGCAAACAGUAUCGCAAAUCCAAAUCCUAUAUGGGCGCAUCCCAGUACAAUAACAAUUCCUAUCAGUCGGGCGGCUCGAGCCGGGCGCCGAGCUCCAACGGCGGCAACAAUGGCAACCAUGUGGCCUAUAGACGCUCCCACAGCGAUCGCCGCAACUCGUUCGAUCGCACCUUUGCCUUUCGGAAUCGUGACUUUGUUCCCAUUGUGCCGCCGUCGCGUCCCGUCCUCUCGUCCUCAAAUAUAGCCGGAGUGAUGGCCAGUUCCACCAAGUUGACGAUCAUCGAGCGGUUCGGCAAGGGACGUGUCGCAUAUCCCAUAAUGCAGUGCGGGACACUAGACGGAGCCGAACCGUUAUAUCAUCAACAGCGCAGCAACAGAAUGGACGUAUACCAGAUCGAUGAUGGCUUCCACUCGGAUGGCGGCACUGAGACACCGCCACCAUCACCGAGCUCCGGCUCAUCGAUUGCCUCCACCUCGGACCAUGGAUCGCUGGAGAGCGUGGAUACCGGGGGGACGCAACGAUUGGCCGUGCUCUCGUUCGAGCAGGUUAGCAAGCUGCACAACGUGAUGGACGAGAAGGUGGCCAUCCACGGACGCGGCAACUUCCCCACACUGGAGGUGACGCUCAAGGAUCUGGUGAAUCUGGUGCGGCGCAAGCUGGAGGCGGAAGUGAAUGCCGGCGGCGCCGGGGUGUUAGUUAAGGACAUCCGUCUCAAUGGCGGGGCAGCUAGUCAUGUUUUAGCCAGCGAGGAUCAGCCGUACAACGACCUCGACCUGAUAUUCGCCAUCGAGCUCAGUUCCCCGAGGGUGUUCGAUCGGGUCAAGGUCGCCGUGCUCAAUACGCUCCUGGACCUGAUGCCCGAGGGCGUGUGCAAGCGUCGCAUCUACACGUGCUCCCUCAAGGAGGCCUAUGUCGGCAAAAUGGUGAAGGUGAACAACAACAAUGACGGCGAUCGCUGGUCGCUCAUCUCGCUGGGCAACUCGCCCGGCCACAAGAACGUCGAGCUGAAGUUCGUGGACACGAUGCGGCGGCAGUUUGAGUUCUCGGUCGAUUCGUUCCAGAUCGUGCUCGAUUCGCUGCUACUCUUCUACGACUGUGCCGCACUACCCAUAUCGGAGAACUUCUAUCCGACGGUGGUCGGCGAAUCGGUGUACGGCGACUUCCAGGAGGCACUCUACCACUUGCAAAAGAAACUGAUCUCAACGCGUCAGCCGGAGGAGAUACGAGGCGGCGGCCUGCUCAAGUACUGCAAUCUAUUGGUGCGUAACUACAAGGCCGUCGACUCGCAGCUCAUCAAGACCUUGGAGCGGUACAUGUGCUCGCGGUUCUUCAUCGAUUUCCCGGACAUCAAUACGCAGACCAUCAAGCUGGAGGCCUAUUUGCGUAACCAUUUCUGGGGGGUCGAUGAGGAGCCGUUGCAGUAUCAGUACCUGAUGCAUUUACGCGAGGUGGUCGAGAUGUCGACCGUCUGCCUGAUGGGCCACGAACGACGUCAGACCCUCCACUUAAUCCAGUCGCUGGCCGCCCAGGUGCUCUUCAACAAGCAGGAGAAGCAACAGCAGCAGCACGCCCAGGAGCAGUACCAGCAACAGCAACAGCAUCAACACCAACAACAACAACAGCAGCAGCAGCAACAGCAGCAGCAGCAACAACAACAUCAUCCACAUCACCGUCAGCAUCAGCAUCAGUUCCUGGACCCCGCGCAGCAAGCGCAACAACAAACACAGGCGCAACAGCAGCAACAGCAGCCGCAGCCGGCCACCACACUGACCUUGGUCUCGCAGGCGCCGCCAACGGCCCAGGCGCAGACCAUCUACGUGCAACAGGCCGCUCCCGCUGCCGUUUGCUGCACGAGCAGCGCGGACCAGUCGGCGGCAGCCGGCCCGCAGACCAUACAGAUACAGGCCGGUCCGCCGGGACUCAUCUACGCCAACGGCGUCUACUAUGCACCUGUGAUCCCCAGCACCAUCUGCACGUGCAACUCCACCUGGCUGAGCACGUGAUUGGAGCAGCAGCAGCCGCAUCAACAUCAUCAUCAUCAUCAUCAGAAUCAGCAUCAGCAGAAUGCAUGGGGAUCUGUGCUUUCGGCUGAAACUGAACCACCUAUAGACACAGCACCACUAAUCCCACAACCACCGUCAUUAUCACCAUCACCAUCUGAAUCAGAACUAGAAUCCGAAUCAGCACCCGACACCCAAGUCAGAAAUCAGACAACUAGACCCGCAACUAGCUCCAGGAAGAAGAAGGACAUGGGCAAGACCCAAGGACGAGGCGAGGAGGUGGCACGAGAAGCAGAAGCCCAUCAAGCGGAGGCCACCGCGUCA